AUCAGCAUAUUGGUUUUAAAACAUCAAAACAGGGAAUAUCCGAAGAUGUUUCAGUCUGGUUUGAGGGAAUUUGUCUCUUCCCAAGAAAUGAUCUAUAUUCCAUUUUAGAAGAAUUUUGGCAAGAUGAUAAACAGACAGGAAGAGAUAAGGAAAACCAGAACAAACAUUUAAGUCCUAUCAUCUUCACCAACAAGGAUACACUAGCUAAUAAGGGGAACUGUGACUAUAAUAAAGACAUUGGGAAAAAAUUUCAUGUAAACACAAACCUUUUUCCUUCAAGAAAAAGACUCCAUAACUAUGACUCAUUUCAAAAGAGUUUGAAGCCUAUUGUAAGCUUAUGUAAUUGUAAUAGAAACAAUGCAACAGAAAAUUUUGAUAAGGUUAUUGGAUAUGGUAAUACUUUUACUUGUAUGAAUUCUCAUACAGAAAUGAAUGCUUGUGAAUAUAAUCAAUGUAAGAAACUUCUGAGCAAGCAAGCUCUCAUUCAGCAUCAAAAACAUCAUAGUAGGGAGGACUUCCAUUUAUUUUCUGAUUGUGUAAAACUCUCUACCCAUAAGACACACCUUUUUGCACAUCAAAGGAUUUAUACUGAAGAGAAACAUCAUGAGUGCACCAAAUGUGACAUGAUCUUCACUCAGAAGUCCCAAUUUGCUGUGCCUAAGGUUUAUACAAGAGAAAAAUCCUAUGUAAGCACUGAAUAUGGGAAGAAAUUUUCCCUCAACUCAAACCAUGAGAAAACUCCUCAUACCGAGGAGACUGACUAUAAAUGCAGUGCACGUGGAAAAGCCUUUUUCAAGAAGUUAGAUCUGUUCAGACUGCAGAGAAUUCCUACUGGAGGAAAAAACCCCUAUGAUUACAGUGAAUGUGGAAAAAAUGUCUCUCGCAAUUCAAAUCUCAGUAUACACAAAAAAGCUCAUACUGGCAAGAAACACUUUGAAUGUAUUGAGUGUGGAAAAUCUUUCACAAGAAAGUCAACACUAAGUAUGCAUCAGAAAAUUCACACGGGAGAAAAACCAUAUGUAUGUACUGAAUGUGGGAAAGCCUUUAUCCGAAAGUCACAUUUUAUUACACAUGAAAGAAUUCAUACUGGAGAGAAACCUUAUGAAUGCAAUGACUGUGGGAAGUCCUUUAUAAAGAAGUCACAACUCCAUGUGCAUCAGCGAAUUCACACAGGGGAGAAUCCCUUCAUAUGUUCAGAAUGUGGGAAAAUCUUCACUCACAGGACAAAUCUCAUUAUACACCAGAAAAUUCAUACUGGUGAGAGACCCUAUGUAUGUACUGAAUGUGGGAAGGCCUUUACUGACAGGUCAAAUCUCAUUAAACAUCAAAAAAUUCAUACUGGAGAGAAACCCUAUAAAUGCAGUGACUGUGGAAAAUCAUUCACCUGGAAGUCACGGCUCAGGAUACAUCAGAAAUGUCACACUGGAGAGAGACAUUAUGAAUGCAAUGAAUGUGGGAAAGCAUUUAUUCAGAAGUCAACACUGAGUAUGCACCAGAGAAUUCAUAAAGGAGAAAAGCCCUAUGUUUGCACUGAAUGUGGGAAGGCCUUCUUCCACAAGUCACAUUUUAUUACACAUGAGAGAAUUCAUACUGGAGAGAAACCUUACGAAUGCAGUGACUGUGGGAAAUCUUUCACAAAGAAGUCACAACUUCAUGUACAUCAGCAAAUUCACACAGGAGAGAAACCCUACAGAUGUGCUGAAUGUGGAAAGGCUUUCACGGACAGAUCAAAUCUCUUUACACACCAGAAAAUUCAUACUGGCGAGAAACCCUAUAAAUGUGAUGACUGGGGAAAAGCCUUCACUCGAAAGUCAGGCCUCCAUAUACAUCAACAGUCUCAUACUGGAGAAAGACAUUAUGAGUGUAGUGAAUGUGGGAAAGCCUUUGCACGAAAAUCAACACUCAUUAUGCAUCAGAGAAUCCAUACAGGAGAGAAACCUUAUAUUUGUACUGAAUGUGGGAAGUCGUUCAUCCAGAAGUCACAUUUAAAUCGACAUAGGAGAAUUCAUACUGGAGAAAAACCCUAUAAAUGCAGUGACUGUGGGAAGGCUUUUAUUAAGAAGUCACAACUCCUUGAACAUCACCGAAUUCACACAGGAGAGAAACCUUAUAUGUGUACUGAAUGUGGAAAGGCCUUCUCCAUCAGAUCAAAUCUUAUUAAACACCAGAAAAUUCAUACUAAACAGAAACCUUAUAAAUCUAGUGACUUUAGGAAAGACUUUAACUGGAAAGCACAAUUCAGUGUACAUCAGAAAUCUAAUACUGAGGAAGUAGAAUGCCCAGUGCCACAAUCAUGGGGUAGGGAUACAAAGUUGUGAGGAGCUAUAGCUUGACUAAGAAUCAAGGGGUAACCCAAGACUGUUUUCCUCUGUCUAGUCAGAAGUAUGAAUAUCUGGAUCUCAUAGCUUAUGUCCGGUUUUAUACAUAUGGGCAGACACUUUGGAGAAAGUGUUUAAGCAGUGAUUAAUGGCAUGCUUGUUUACUUGACAGAUGCUGGGAUUUUUAAGCACCUGCAAAUAAUAAUACAUGUGCAAGGAGAUGACUUGCCAGUAGUUCUUAUUUCACGUUUUGGAUAAGCAGCUUUAUAAAUCAGGGCUGUUGAGUUGUUCAUGCCCUGUAUAGCAAAAAUAUUCAAUGUUGACCAAAGGAAUUUCUUGUGUAGAUUUCCAAGAAAAAUUUUCAUUGUCCAAGCACUCUAUGGACACUGAAAUCAAGGCAACAGUAUAGACAAUUCAGAUGUAUAAUAAAAAGAAUCUAGAAGUUGUUGUGAAAAUUAAAGAUACAAAGAUGGACUCUA
This is a messenger RNA of Capra hircus (goat), 2797 nucleotides long. RefSeq names its product zinc finger protein 484-like. Lineage: Eukaryota; Metazoa; Chordata; Mammalia; Artiodactyla; Bovidae. The record is from RefSeq and is a predicted model, not a curated record.